UGGCGUUCGGGCGAGGCCUGCAGCUGGCGGGGUGCGGAUGGCGAGGGAGGGAUGCAAGGGUGGGCACUGUGGAGUGCGAGAGGUCCCGCGAACUGGGGUCGCUUCAUACAGGAUCCCUUCAUAUUUGGGCUCAGGUCCCUCAUACGGGGAUCCCUGUUGUAUGGGCUUCUUCGCGUCGGGCGUCGGGCUGGCACCCUCGCCCACUUCUAGCGUCUUAGUCCGUGCCCCCGUGCCUCCAGAGGUGGUGCGAGGCAAGCGCGCAGCCCUCUUCUUCGCGGCGGUGGCUAUCGUGCUGGGAUUGCCGCUCUGGUGGAAGACCACGGAGACCUACCGGGCCCCGUUGCCUUACUCCCAGAUCAGUGGGCUGAACGCCCUGCAGCUUCGGCUCAUGGUGCCCGUCACUGUCGUGUUUACCCGGGAGUCAGUGCCAUUGGACGACCAGGAGAAGCUGCCCUUCACUGUUGUGCAUGAGAGAGAGAUCCCUCUGAAAUACAAAAUGAAAAUCAAAUGCCGUUUCCAGAAGGCCUAUCGGAGGGCUUUGGACCAUGAGGAGGAGGCCCUGUCGUUGGGCAGUAUCCAAGAGACAGAAACCAUGUUAGCUGAGCCGCAGGAGCAAGCAGAGGGCUCCCUGACUGUGUACGUGAUCUCUGAACACUCCCCACUUCUCCCCCAGGACGUGAUGAGUUACAUUGGGCCAAAGAGGACAGCAGUUGUGCGGGGGAUAAUGCACCGGGAGGCCUUCAACAUCAUUGGCCGCCGCAUAAUCCACAUAGCCCAGGCUAUGUCUUUGACUGGGGAUGUGCUUGCUGCAGCGCUGGCUGACCACCUUCCAGAGGACAAGUGGAGCUCUGAUAAGAGGCGGCCUCUCAAGUCCAGCUUGGGCUAUGAGAUCACCUUCAGUUUACUCAACCCCGACCCCAAGUCCCAUGACGUCCGCUGGGACAUUGAGGGGGCUGUCCGGCGCUACGUGCAGCCCUUCCUGAAUGCCCUCAGUGCUGCGGGCAACUUCUCUGUGGACUCGCAGAUCCUUUACUAUGCAGUGUUAGGGGUGAAUCCCCGCUUUGACCCGGUGUCCUCCAGCUACUACUUGGCCACACACAGCCUCCCGCAUGUCAUCAACCCAGUGGAGUCCCGGCUGGGAUCCAGUGCUGCAUCCCUUUACCCUGUGCUCAACUUUCUACUCUAUGUACCUGAGCUUGCUCACUCACCGCUGUACAUUCAAGACAAGGAUGGCGCUCCAGUGGCCACCAAUGCCUUCCACAGUCCCCGCUGGGGUGGUAUUAUGGUAUACAAUGUGGACCCCAAAGCCUACAAUGCCUCAGAGCUGCCGGUGCAAGUUGAGGUGGACAUGGUGCGCGUGAUGGAGGUGUUCCUGGCUCAGCUGCGGCUGCUCUUCGGGAUUGCUCAGCCCCAGGUGCCUCCCAAAUGCCUGUUUUCAGGGCCUCAAAGUGAGGGGCUAACAAUGUGGGAGCUAGAUCGGCUGCUCUGGGCUCGGUCAGUGGAGAACCUGGCUACAGUCACCACCACUCUCACUUCCCUGGCCCAGCUUCUGGGCAAGAUCAGCAACAUUGUCAUCAAGGAUGAUGUGGCGUCUGAGGUGUACAGGGCUGUAGCUGCAGUCCAGAGGGCGGCAGAGGAGCUGGCCUCUGGGCACCUAGCCUCUGCCUUCAUUGCCAGCCAGGAAGCUGUGACAUCCUCGGAGCGUGCCUUUUUUGAUCCCUCACUCCUCCACCUCCUCUAUUUCCCUGAUGACCAGAAGUUUGCCAUCUACAUCCCACUCUUCCUGCCUAUGGCUGUGCCCAUCUUCCUGUCCUUGAUCAAGAUCUUCCUGGAGACCCGCAAGUCCUGGAAAAAGCCUGAGAAGAUAGACUGAGCAGGAAAGCAUCUCAGUGGGAAGACUUCCUUUCUGUCAGGGGGUGAGGUGUUGGCUUAAGAGGUGCAUAAAUGGGGCGUAUGACUGCUGACUUGUUCAUCUCCAGCCUGUGUUGUCUCUCCAGCAACCAAAGUGUAAUGCUCCAAGAUGGGCUCAUCUUUUCUUCCCUCCCACUCUCUGGCUAGGGACAGACACCCCACCCUUCAUGCUUCCCCUCAGCCCCCUGCCCCCAAAGACACAUCUAGGUCUCCCUUCUCCAGCUUGAACUGCUUGAACUUGAAGGUCUUUUCCUGUCUCCUUUGCUGGCAGGGGCAGCUUACUGUGCUUCUGCCCUGUCCUCACAGUCCUGUUGCACUGAGAGGGAGCAUUGGGGGAAAACCCCAGGUUGGAUUCUAGCCCCCACCCCUCCAUGCUUCCUCUAACCCCUUGGGGAGCACCCUAACCCUGCUGUCAUGAAAAGGGCCAGGCAUGGGUCACCUCUGGGGCCUGCUCCCUUCUUCCCCUCCCUGCUGGCUGACUACGCCUGUUGGUUACAGCCCGCUGCUGUGUGUGACAUGAAGAGGUUCCUUUACCCUUUCAUAGAGGCAGUGUGGUACAGUGGGGAAAGUUGUGGACGUGGGAUUAAACAUGCCUGAAUUCAAACCCUUGCUUCUGCAUUUAUCAUCUGGGGAACUUUUUCUUUAUUUAUUUUGAUUUUUAAUUUUUAUUUUUUCUGUCAUCUGGAGAACUUCAGAUAAGCCACUUAGUCUCUCCAAGCCUCAGGUUUUCAUUUGUUAAAAUAGCACUAAUGAUACCUCUCUACAGGGUGGUUGUGAUCACAGAUUAAAUGUUGUAAGCAUAUUUAAGUGGCAUAUUUUAGCUAUCAAUAAACAUUGACUGAAUGUGAAGUGGAAUGACAUGAAA
Manis pentadactyla (Chinese pangolin) is the source of this 2776-nucleotide messenger RNA. RefSeq names its product phosphatidylinositol glycan anchor biosynthesis class S (gene PIGS). The coding region runs from base 38 to 1873 and encodes 611 amino acids. Gene Ontology annotation, cellular component: GPI-anchor transamidase complex. Lineage: Eukaryota; Metazoa; Chordata; Mammalia; Pholidota; Manidae. The transcript has 11 exons. The record is from RefSeq and is a predicted model, not a curated record. Gene Ontology annotation, biological process: attachment of GPI anchor to protein.